AAUGCUUACCAUUUCAAAUUAUUAUAGGCGGAAAAACUACGGCUGAGCAAAAAGCUAGCCCCUUGAUUAAUCGGGUAAAGCUUUUCUUAACUAGGCUAGUGUAACACGCUAAUCUCGACCAUUGGAUCCACAUGGCGAUACUCCAUACAUACUGUUCGUUGGAAAGCUAUGGAAACUUUAAUACUUGGGCCAUGGCCAACAUUAAUAACAAGACGACAUAUUUUUGUUGUUUUAUUAUCCGUGUAAACCAUAUAAUAGUCGUAAAAUGUAUACAAUAAAAAAAAAUAUUUUGCGUAAUAUAAGAGAUAAGGGAUUUUGGUAAAGGCACCAUGAAAAUCGAUUAUAUAUAUCGGAGACGUGCACAACGCAAGCAAAUCAACCGACGCAAAUAUACAUACUUAUAUAACUCCUGUUCUUCUUCAAAAUCGUGAGAUCAAACCAGCUCCUGCAUCUUUUCAAUAAUCAUCCAACUAUAGUUAAGGGAUAAAUAUGAAGAAGAUGGUGGUGGUGAAGAUGAUCAUGAUGGUAACGGUGAUGGUGAGUGAAGCGAGUAUGAUAGAGCAGACAUGCAAAGAGACACCAGAUUUCAAUCUCUGCGUCUCUCUCCUCGACUCCGACCCACGUGGCUCCUCUGCCGACACCUCUGGCCUCGCUCUUAUCCUCGUCGAUAAAAUCAAGGGGUUGGCGACGAAGACCUUGAAAGAAAUCAACAGUCUAUAUAAAAAGAGACCGGAACUGAAACAGGCUUUAGACGAAUGUAGUCGAAGAUACAAAACGAUCUUAAAGGCUGAUGUUCCCGAAGCCAUUGAAGCUAUAUCUAAAGGCGUUCCGAAGUUCGGUGAAGACGGUGUGAUCGAUGCUGGUGUGGAAGCUGCUGUAUGUGAAGGAGAAUUUAAAGGGAAAUCUCCGUUGACUAGUUUGACCAAAUCAAUGCAAAAAGUCUCUAAUGUGACUAGAGCCAUUGUGAGAAUGUUGCUUUGAUUUUAUCUUUUAUGUUCGUUCAUACAAGCAUGUGGUAUGGGUGUUUGAUGGGAUCUUAUCCAAGUUUUAUUGUUACUGUUAGACUA
Brassica napus (rape) is the source of this 1067-nucleotide messenger RNA. RefSeq names its product cell wall / vacuolar inhibitor of fructosidase 1-like. Bases 490 to 981 code for a protein of 163 amino acids. The transcript has 2 exons. Gene Ontology annotation, biological process: negative regulation of catalytic activity. The record is from RefSeq and is a predicted model, not a curated record. Gene Ontology annotation, molecular function: enzyme inhibitor activity. NCBI's taxonomy places the organism in Eukaryota, Viridiplantae, Streptophyta, Magnoliopsida, Brassicales, Brassicaceae.